AUGGAAAGGUUUUUGCGAUCCUGGCGACAGGAUGCAUUGAACCGCGGCCAACAUGAUUCGGCGAUCUACAUUGGCGACAAAGUUCUGGCACUCACCAACAGUGAUUCUGACGCGUUUUGGUUGGCCCAAGUACAUUUCUCUAGUAACAACUUCACGCGUGCACUAGCACUUCUCUCCCGAAAGGACCUCAUUUCUCGAAGCACUGCCUGUCGCUACCUAGCUGCUCAUUGCUACAUCAAACAAGGCCAGUUCGAGCACGCCCUCUCCGUACUCGGCGAGCACAACCCAACCGACCUCAUCCGCAAUAAUCACACCCGACGCAAGAUCCAGCACCAAAGUCAUGUCACAUUGCGCAAUGGGAGAAGUGCGACUCCGCGCAACGAUAGGGCCGAGGAGCGAGAACGGGAAGACGCCAAUAAUGUCCGGUUCGAAGCCGCCAUGUGUUAUUUGCGGGGACUCUGCUUCGCUAAACAGAACGCGUUCGACCGUGCACGGGACUGCUACAAGGACGCAGUGCGGAUCGAUGUGCAGUGCUUCGAGGCAUUUGACCAGCUGAUGAAGAACUCCCUGAUGUCUCCUGCCGAAGAACUGGAGUUUCUGGAAUCGUUAGAUUUUGAUUCUGUCUCAUCUCCAGAUCCCUCGAUGGCCCAAGAAGCCGCCCACUUUACGAAAAUGCUUUACACCACUCGUCUAUCAAAAUACUCCUCUCCUACCAUACUCUCUGACGCCACCGAAACCCUCUCUACGCAUUACAACCUGGCAGAAAAUCCAGACAUCCUUCUAUCUCGUGCCGAGGCUCUUUAUACCCAAUGUCGCUUCGCAGAAGCCCUGGAAUUGACAUCCUCUAUCCUCUCCACAUCUCAAUCCACCGACCUCACCACGACCAGUUCCAGCAUCCCUGCGCAGAAUCACCUUGGCCAUGCCCCAGCCAUCUAUCCUCUCCAUUUGGCUUGUCUUUAUGAAACCGGUGCCACCAAUGCCUUGUUCUUACUAUCUCACAUGCUCGCGGACCACUCUCCAGAAGAGCCCUACACAUAUCUGGCAAUUGGAGUGUACUAUCUGUCAGUAUCAAAGGUAGCUGAAGCGCGUCGCUUUUUCUCCAAAGCUUCACUGCUUGACCCUCAUUCAGCCCCGGCUUGGAUUGGAUUUGCGCACACUUUUGCCGCAGAGGGCGAGCAUGACCAAGCGAUUGCGGCAUACAGCACCGCUGCUCGGUUAUUCCAGGGCAGUCAUCUUCCCCAACUCUUCUUGGGAAUGCAGCAUCUCGCACUCAACAAUAUGUCUCUCGCGCAUGAGUAUCUCUGUGCUGCUCACGCGAUGUCGACUGGAGCAGCCCCAAACUCGAUCCCUUCUGGGCCCCCGGGUUCAUCAACAAUCGUCUCGGGAGCGGGCGGAGAUCCACUGGUCCUGAACGAGCUUGGUGUUGUCUUUUAUCAUCAAAGCCAUCUUACCGGGGCCAUUGAAUUAUUUGAGCAAGCACUCGUGCUAGCUACUUCCCUCAACUGCGAGCCUAGUGCCUGGGUCGCUACACGUGCAAACUUGGGCCAUGCCCUCCGCCGAACGGGCCGGCUUACGGAGGCUCUCUGUGAGUUCAAUGAAUGCCUGCGUGUGGGCGCAGGGGGUAGCAGCAUGGGUCACGCCCCGUUUUUGGGUGGUGGAACGGCAUCGGCCGCAGUGGCCACCGCAUCCGGCGUUCGGGGCUACGAAGAUCGCGGGCUGUCUGGUUCGCUUCAUACAUCCCGUGGACUUAUCCUACUGGAGCUUGGGCGCACUACCGAAGCUGUGACAGCAUUGCAUGAGGCUGUUCGUGUCCUUGGAGCGAGUGGCGGCGGUGAUGCAGCGAGCGGUGCAGGUGUUGCAGGUACGCUGCUCUCACGUGCCCUCGAGCUUUGGGCCGCAGAAGGGCGUCUUCAGGACCGCGCCGCUUUUGAAGAGACUAUGCGACAAACUAGCGCCGCCCCUUCCAAACGUCGAGGAUCUGGUCGGUCCCGUGAACACAAGGGUAAAGAGCGAGUCGCCCCGGAAGAGAUAUCUCGACGACGCGGACGCCAGGAACCGUUCGUGGAGGAAUUUACGGACGCGGCGGCCGACGUCUCUACGCCCGCACCUGAGCAUGAAAAAGUCGAAAUGGACCUUGACGAUGAAGCCGACGGGCUUUUACGCCGAGCUCUCGGUCGUGUUCGACAUAGUAAACACCGUCGCGCUGCACCUACCACGCCGGACGCUAACGAGACCCCUGUCCCAUCCAAUGAGCGAAGUCGAGGGCUGAGACAUGCACUGGGUCACUCGCGACAGUAA
This is a messenger RNA of Penicillium bovifimosum, 2298 nucleotides long. RefSeq names its product anaphase promoting complex subunit CDC16. The coding region runs from base 1 to 2298 and encodes 765 amino acids. The record is from RefSeq and is a predicted model, not a curated record. Gene Ontology annotation, biological process: cell division. The transcript has 2 exons. Gene Ontology annotation, molecular function: protein binding. NCBI's taxonomy places the organism in Eukaryota, Fungi, Ascomycota, Eurotiomycetes, Eurotiales, Aspergillaceae.